Lytechinus variegatus (green sea urchin) is the source of this 1327-nucleotide messenger RNA. RefSeq names its product dnaJ homolog subfamily C member 12-like (gene dnajc12). NCBI's taxonomy places the organism in Eukaryota, Metazoa, Echinodermata, Echinoidea, Temnopleuroida, Toxopneustidae. Gene Ontology annotation, cellular component: cytoplasm. The transcript has 4 exons. The coding region runs from base 333 to 842 and encodes 169 amino acids. The record is from RefSeq and is a predicted model, not a curated record.
UGGGUCGAGGAUUUGGAGGUUAUAUAGUUUAUGAUGUACUCUUUCACGUCUAUGCGAGUAUUUUCAAGUAACGUGCACCUGUAAAUGUCCAGUUCGUACUUUUGCAGGAAUUUUCAGGUACUUUGAUUACCGCAGCCCUGUUAUAUUUCGUCGCAUUUCAAUUCAACUCAAGCUUCCCGUGCAGCAGGCGAUGCCAGCGGCAGGUUUGUUGUCUACGUCCCCUGGAGUUCCGGCUGGGUGAACUUAUAUCAACCCCACUCUCUUCUCCCACUGGCUGCUGCUGUUCGUCUGAAAGUGAAUUGAAUUGAAGUUACUUACGUGAAGACAAGCGAAUGAUGGAUGCGAUACUGAAUCAUGAGAAGAAGGCAGAAGAUGAUUAUUACGUGCUGCUUGGAUGUGAUGAAUUGUCAACAACGGAGCAGAUUAACGCCGAGUUCAAGGUCCGAGUUCUAGAAGUGCACCCAGACAAACGUCCUGAUGAUCCCCAUGCCGUUGCAAAGUUUCAAAAGCUCCAGCAGGCACGGGACACUCUGACGGACGAGAAACUACGGCAUGAAUACGACCUCUGGAGGCGGAGCGGUCUGUCUAUUCCCUACAAAGCAUGGUGUGCUACAAGAGGAUCAGUUCACAUGACAAUGCAUUGGGCAAUGAAGAAGAAGAAAGAGCCGAUGCUAGAGGAUGGUUCUCAACUUCAAGAGACAUCGUCGACCUCAUCACAAAGUUGCCCUGGGAACAGCGUUGACUCUUCUGAUGGAUCAGUCCCUUAUUCUGGUGUGCCGUCAAGCUGGUCGAGAGAGAAAGGGGACGAUGUCCUUAGAAAAUUCAGAAGCUACCAAGUCUAAUUAUUCAAACCCCUUUCCUGCUCUUACUUGCCACUUUCCAUCAUCAUCAGUACCAUCAAGUUUCUAAUAAUUUAUUUCAUUAUUUUUUUCUGGGAACCUAUGUUUACACGCUAUGGUAUGCUUUUUAAGAAUUUGUUCAUAUUUCACGUCAUUCUUUUUACUUUAUAAAACAGUGAAUGUAACUAUUGUCAUUAUGUUCUUAUUUGAUCAAGAGUAUGUAUUUUUGUGGAAUGUAAAACAAUGAAUCAAAUCAAAUCAAGUCAGUCAUCUUCAAUUGAGUUUAAUAAUGCACUGCUGGGAGUGUGUUGGGUCUAAUAAGUGCAUGUAAUAUAUUUAGUAAUUGUCUGAAGCUAUAACAAGGACAUUUUUUUUUGGGGGGGGUAAGCUUUAGAAGUACACAUUCCAGUAGGAUUUUUGUUUCAUUCGUAUAGAUGAAUUCUAUUUCUUCAAUGUUUGUUUUUAAAUGCUGAACACUCAUAUCAAAU